UAUAGUAAUUUACGUAAUUCUGUAAUUUUACAAUGUAAAAUUUAAAUUUAAUUUGGACAAAUUUUCUCUGUUCAUUCUUUCAGCUACACCACUUUAUAAUUUAAAUUUGGCGCGAGUUAUUUUAUGCAGUGUUCAGCAGAGGGAGUAUGCAUACAGUGUCACGAAAAUGAUAUUAAAUCUCACAACAUUAAUAGUCAUGACUUUCUGGUCACGUGUAAACGUAUCAACAUGUACGUGAAAUAAAGAUAUUGUAUGUACCUAUAAUAAAAGAUCUGGUAAAAAAGAAGAAAAAUCAGCAUGUUUCCGUUGCGACAAAUACUUCGAUGUGGAACACGACUGGUUCUUACGAGAGAACCUAUAAAUUUAUCUCAGAUUCCAUUGAUUUCGAAAGAUAAACUUGAUGUCAGUCUACACAAACCAAUUUUUAUACGGAUGAACACGAAUCUUAGCAAAUUAUCGGAAGAGAACAAAGAAGAAGAUUCUAACAAACAUAUACUCGGCAAAGUUGUAGGAAAACUAAAGGUGAUGUUUACAUGUAAAAAAUGUAACUAUCGAAAUGGGAAAGUUAUAUCGAAACUAGCAUACGAAAAAGGAGUAGUUAUAAUUCGCUGUGACGGCUGCAAGAAUAAUCACUUAAUUGCUGAUAAUCUUGGGUGGUUCGAGGAUUUAAAGAACAAAAGGAAUAUCGAAAAAAUAUUGGCGGCAAAAGGAGAGACCGUACGAAAAAUUCAAAAUGAUGUUGAUGGAUAUCUCGAGGCUGUCGCUAAAGAGGAAUAUGAUUUGAUUCAACAUAAUAAAGAAAGAGAACAGCGUUUAAUAGAAGAGCAAAAUGAAACACACGAACAAAAUAAGAAGGUUAAAUCUACAGAAGAAUCGUAGGAUAUGUUGUUCAGGAAGCGGAGUUUUUAUUUUGACAAAAUUGACAUAAAUAUAUCUAAAUAAAUGUAGAUACUUUUAAAUUUAUUGUAGACUAUGUGUAUUUUUAAUGCUAUGUUAUAAUUGUGAAGAAACAAUAAUAUCCAAAGUUUGGUUGAUAUAGAAA
Molecule: messenger RNA, 1042 nt
Organism: Bombus pascuorum
Lineage: Eukaryota; Metazoa; Arthropoda; Insecta; Hymenoptera; Apidae
Exons: 2
Coding region: 298-879 (193 amino acids)
Biological process (GO): protein import into mitochondrial matrix; protein folding; protein stabilization
Cellular component (GO): mitochondrion
Molecular function (GO): protein-folding chaperone binding; zinc ion binding
Source: RefSeq, a predicted model, not a curated record